AGUAGAUAAAUAGCGCAAAAAGUCAAAAGUAGAGCACUUAAAAAAAGGGAAGUCUUCCGUUGGCCAUUUCUAACAGACUAUCAGAGUUCCAAUCUCUUUGCCAACCUGAAGACUAGACUACCACUAUUCCAUUGCCACUCUCUGCCGACCUUCCGCCGGCAAUGCCGUUAAUCUUCCCAUCGGCGGUACUUUCACCGCCGCAAAAAUCACACUACUUAUCGCCGGCGGCGGCGAGUCUCCGGCAUCAAAAUCCACACUUACAGAGCUACUCGUCGACAUCAAACUCCGAAUUCCUCGGUAAUAACCUCAUUCUCAAUCACCGUAAGCUCAGUUUCCCUGCAAUUUCGAAGAAAUUUAGGUCGGUCAAACCUUUGACCACCGUGAAAUCGUCGUUGUCGUCGCCGAUCAUAUCUCCGACCGAUUCAUGGGGCACCUGGACUGCUCUCUUCGCCUCAGCCGCUUUCGGUCUCUGGUCAGAGAAGACUAAGAUAGGAAGCGCCCUGAGUGGUCCGUUAGUUGCUACACUAGUUGGGCUUGCAGCAAGUAACUUGGGGAUUAUUGCUUCUGAAGCGAAAGCAUAUUCAGUUGUCAUGGAUUUUCUGCUUCCUUUGGCUGUCCCGUUGCUGUUAUAUAGAGCAGAUAUACGUAGUGUGAUCAAAUCUACUGGGAAAUUGCUCUUGGCAUUCUUGAUUGGAUCAGUUGCCACCACUGUUGGAACUGUUGUAGCGUUCUUUUUGGUGCCAAUGCAGUCGCUUGGUGGAGAUGCAUGGAAGAUAGCUGCUGCUCUCAUGGGUAGACAUAUUGGCGGAGCUAUCAAUUAUGUUGCCAUUGCGGAAGCUUUGGAGAUCUCUCCAUCAGUGCAAACUGCUGGACUAGCUGCAGAUAACGUUCUAUGUGCAGUAUAUUUUGCCACACUAUUUGCAAUAGCAUCCAGAGUGCCUCCAGAAGCUGAAGCAUCAACUGGUGAUAGCGUGACGGACAUGAGUUCUGGCUCUGGUGACAAGCUCCCUGUUUUACAGUCUGCACUUGCCAUAGCAGUGUCUUUUUUAAUAUGCAAAGCUGGAAGUUUUCUUACCAAAUAUUACGGAAUUCAGGGUGGUAUGCUUCCUGCAAUAACGGCAAUUGUGGUCCUCUUGGCAACUGUGUUCCCAAAACAGUUUAAUCAGUUAGCGCCUUCUGGGGAAGUUAUGGCUGUGGUUUUGAUGCAGGUAUUCUUCACUGUGGUGGGGGCGAGUGGGAAUGUUUGGAGUGUCAUUAACACUGCACCAAGUAUAUUCUUGUUUUGCCUUGUCCAAAUUUCUGUCCAUCUUGGUCUGAUUCUUGGAUUGGGCAAACUUUUUGGCUUUGACCUGAAGCUAUUGCUAAUAGCUUCAAAUGCCAAUGUUGGGGGUCCUACGACAGCCGGUGGAAUGGCAACUGCAAAAGGGUGGCAUUCCAUGGUAGUUCCUGGUAUUCUUGCUGGAAUUUUCGGUAUUUCCAUAGCAACUUUCCUUGGUUACGGAUUUGGUACUAUGUUUCUCCGACUCAUGUGAACAACCUCCGCAGAUUUCCGGUCAGAUAUAAUUGGUGGCUGUAAGUCUUGCAACUUUAGUUUUGCAUAGCCAACAAGUACCUCAGCAGAAUGCAGUCAGCUAAAGUUUUGUUUUGAGAAAAUCUCAAGGACGUACAAGAAAUAAUAGACUCCACAUCCAAUAAUUUUCUUUGUCAGAUAACAUAGAAUAUUAUCAAGCAGAAUUACUAUGUUAUUAUACAUCAAUGACGAUUGACGAACAAUGUUCUAAACAAUGGAAAACUUAAGGCAGAAUCACAGA
This is a messenger RNA of Chenopodium quinoa (quinoa), 1811 nucleotides long. RefSeq lists its product as uncharacterized. The record is from RefSeq and is a predicted model, not a curated record. The coding region runs from base 162 to 1532 and encodes 456 amino acids. NCBI's taxonomy places the organism in Eukaryota, Viridiplantae, Streptophyta, Magnoliopsida, Caryophyllales, Amaranthaceae. The transcript is spliced from 6 exons.